UAGUGGUACUGGGUGUGGAUUUAAUGUAUUGGCUUCAUAUCGCAAUAUGAAAUGCAACAAAAAAGAAAAGUCCCACAUUAGGCUGAUUCACCCUAAAGCCUUUAUUUUGAAGUACUUAACCGGAAGUUGAGCAGACGCUGCUGGGGACUUGGUGCUUCCACUGACUUCAAUAACGGGACGUGUCUUCAGAGCGGUCCUCCCUCUGCAAUGCCUCUUGUCCUGUGAGGACACCGUCUGAGAGAGUCAACUCACUGCAGCUCGAGUCUCAUGUCAUCGCUGGACUUGAUGACAAAAGAGUGUUUCACAUCUGGGACCCUGUCCUCGGCUUCACUCAAAACAAGGUUCAUAAAGAAGAGGAGGGUCGCUCCGAGGGCGCAGCAGGAUGCGGACAGCGACUGUCAGCUGUGCAGGUGUUCCAUAUUUUCCCUGUCUGGCAGUAGUCGCACUGUUCGUCGGAUUUUGACAGCCUGCGUCCUCUCUUUCCUGGCCCUCGUGGGCUCCGUAUCCAUCGACCUCAGCUCCAACUUUGACCUGCUGCACACUACAGAGGCCGCUUACGACGAGCUUACUUCAUGCAGGACGAUAGCCAUCCUGCAACUCGUCAGUAAGCUUCAAAGGAUGAGACGUUUAUUUACCAAAGACAUGGGCAAUGAGACAUUGGAGGCAAGUUUUUCAGACGUUGUGUUUCCUGUGUUUGGUCAUCUCUGUGAUGAAAUGGCAGGUCACAGCAACGGCCAUGGGCUCCCUUGUAGUGUUGAGUUGGCUGGAUUUUGCCAGGAGAUGAGGUGGAGCCUUCAAGGAUUUCUAAAUGCUUCAUUGGAUACAAAUGGCACAAGUGAGAACGGUACUUCUGCUUACUCCCUGGCCAUCGGAAGACUUCUUGACAUCUGGGGUACAGUAGAAGAUACUUUAGUCAAAGUCAAACAGAAUUCUAACUGGAGAGAUGUACUGUCUGCAAGACUUCUGAUCAAAUUCAUAGAGCUCAACCACCAGUUGAUGGACUUCCCCCGCAUGGCAAUUCACCCUGACUUCCAGUACAAGUGGACUUAUGUACUAAGCUACCUCGGCUUUGCCAGGGUUAUGACAGAACGACUGAAUGACUGCUGGUUAGAGAACAUAGACCUCAAGUUAAACUCAAGUCAGCAUGUAAAACAUUCUUAUAUUUUUGGCACAAGUCUGUGGCAGAUCUCUGGAGCAGGGACAGAGCUUCUGUCUGGGUCUCACGCUGGAAUUCAUUCUCUGACAAACACUCAGCAGUGCUUGUUUGAUCGUGCGGUGCCGGCUCUUAGGUUGGCGUCUCGAUCCGUGUCUUCGGGCCUCAGCAUGAGGGUCUGCCUGCUGGCCAUAGCCUGCCUUAUCUACCCGGUGGUGAUGUUCUCAUUCAAGCAGAUGACUGAGUGGAUACAGAACUACGCCAAGAGCUUGAAGGAAAAGACAGAGGACCUGAAGCGCCAGAGGCAAUUGGCUGAGGAUCUGCUGCACCAAAUGCUGCCCAAGUCAGUCGCCAAGCAGCUCCGCCAGCAUAAACAUGUCGAGGCAGAGAGCUAUGAAAAGGUGACCAUUUUUUUCUCAGACAUCGUGGGCUUCACCUCUAUCUCUGCGUCCUGUGCUCCUCUUCAAGUGGUGGAGAUGCUCAACAACCUCUACAUGUGCUUUGACACACGCAUUGACUCCUACAACGUCUACAAGGUGGAGACGAUAGGGGAUGCAUACAUGGUGGUGAGCGGUCUGCCUGAGAGGAACGGAGAUAGACAUGCUGAUGAGAUCGCCAAGAUGGCGCUGGAUCUGGUAGCAGCCGUCAGACAGGUCUCCAUCCCUCACAUGCCCAACCAGAGGCUGCAGCUCCGAGCCGGUAUCCAUACAGGUCCAUGUGUGGCAGGGAUAGUGGGCUACAAGAUGCCAAGAUACUGUCUGUUUGGAGAUACUGUCAACACAGCCUCUAGAAUGGAGUCAACCAGCCUGCCUCAGAAAAUCCACGCCAGUUCAGAAACCUACUUGGCUCUGAUCAAAGACAACGCCUACGAGCUGCAGCUUCGUGGAGAGAUUGAGGUUAAGGGUAAAGGCAAAAUGAACACAUACUGGUUGGUUGGCCACAAGAACUACAGUGUGCAGAAUGACAGUCUGGUUUGCCACUGGAAUCCCAACAGGAAGAAGAAGACGGUGGCCGGCAGUGACGUGUCUGUGGGCAAUUCAUCAGUGACAGUGCAGAGCCUCAGUGAGAACGCCACCACCCCAGUCUCCCUUCCCUCCUCAGUGUUGAACCGAACCCCUACACAGCCUCGGACAGACAAGCCUGGCCUGAGCGUGGCAGCUCAGGUGGAGACUUAUGGCGGCAGCUACGGUACCCUGGGCUCCAUGAUUGGGGGGCUGCAGGGAGGAGAUGAGAGCCCUCUACCCAGCCAGCGUAGGAGCAGCAGGGGGCGCAAACCUGACCUGCUGCCUGACCUCCAACUACCACAUGUAAUCAGCUCAGGACUUCAGUUACCAUUGGAACAUCAAUCAACCAAGGGGAAUGACAGAGAUUAGUUUGUAGUAGAUAGUUGAAUAAUAAUGUGAUUACUUAAGGAAUAUUCCAGUUCACAUGCUUAUUUGCUUUCUGAAUUGUGAAACAUUUGAGUUGGAAAAACUAUUAUAUAUAUAAUUUGUUUUGAGUCAAAGCUGAUAUAAUAGCUUACCUUUUUGGAGUUGUAGUGAUUUUUUUUUCUGUGGUAUGUAUGUAUUUAUGUUUGUAUAUUUUAUGCAUAUAAUGUAUGUUUACUUGUAUGUAUUCUGUUUACUUUUUGUCACUGUAAAGCACUGUGUCUUAAAUGUGAAGUAUAAAUAAAGUUAAUUCCUUCCUUUUGUUCCUUAUUUGAUAAAAUUGUGACUUUUGUAGGAUGUUGCAUUUAUUUUUACUUUAUUGCUUCAGCCAAGACUUUUACUUAUUUUUUUAGCAACAAUGUAUGAAAUAAUGAAAUAAAAUUGUGAAAAUAAUGUGAAAGGUGUCUAUAGUGUUGAACCUCCUGAGAAUGAUCAGCUGAAUCUGCAACUCCUCUCGGCUUUAUGGAGCUAUACAGUGAGCUGUAAAUCACUAGUAUCAGGUGGGCUGCUGUAACGCAGUUAUGUUGCAUGUGGAUAAGAGUGAAAUCUACAAGUCUUGAAUCUGGAAGUCCAGUUUCGUAGUAACAAAUGACCAAUGCUACUAACUAUAAACUAUAGAAAUGUUUUCAAAAAGCACAUUUGUUUUAACUGUGCAGUUAAAUUGCAUCCGUCACAGGAAAUGUUGUUAAACUUUGUUUUACUUUGUUGGUCGAGGGAAGAUGGAUGAAUCUGUCUCUAAUUCAUCCUUUAACAAAUUAAAAAUAAUGCAUUAAUGCUGCAAAAAUAAAUGAACAAUGUUUCCAUAGAGAAGUAAAGGCCUUUGAUAACUGCACACAAAGAAAGUGUGAAUUGACUUCUUUAAGUGUCCCUCCUUCACUGCAUUUACUGCACUGAACUGUACGAUGUUCCUAUGGAGUUUAUUAUCUCUAAAUUUGACUAUGUCACGUCACGCAACUCUUCUCCCUUACGCCAUGCUUUUUUCACCAAAUGUUUUCACCUAUCUUGCCUUCACCCUGAUGAUUUAUGGAAGAUUUGAAAUGCCUAAAUUAA
This is a messenger RNA of Sebastes umbrosus (honeycomb rockfish), 3630 nucleotides long. RefSeq lists its product as uncharacterized. NCBI's taxonomy places the organism in Eukaryota, Metazoa, Chordata, Actinopteri, Perciformes, Sebastidae. The record is from RefSeq and is a predicted model, not a curated record. The coding region runs from base 268 to 2526 and encodes 752 amino acids. The transcript has 8 exons. Gene Ontology annotation, molecular function: guanylate cyclase activity; peptide receptor activity. Gene Ontology annotation, biological process: cGMP biosynthetic process; receptor guanylyl cyclase signaling pathway; intracellular signal transduction.